Messenger RNA from Ornithodoros turicata, 405 nucleotides. Its product is annotated as blackelin-4-like. The record is from RefSeq and is a predicted model, not a curated record. Gene Ontology annotation, molecular function: serine-type endopeptidase inhibitor activity. Lineage: Eukaryota; Metazoa; Arthropoda; Arachnida; Ixodida; Argasidae. The transcript is spliced from 4 exons. The coding region runs from base 1 to 405 and encodes 134 amino acids.
AUGACGAGUGUGCAGUCGUUCCUGGUCGGAAUAUGCGUUGCGAUACACACUUCCGUAGCAUAUGAAUACAGCUACAUUGACCAGUUGCGUAUGGCACGCACGCAGGCAGACGGAGGUAACCCGACAGAAAUCUGUCAUCUUCCCAAGGCUGAAGGACCCUGUAACGGACACUUCCCAGUGUAUUACUUUGACGCGCAUCAAGGUCAAUGCAUUGAGUUCAUCUACGGCGGUUGCUAUGGAAACCUCAAUAACUUCGACACGUACUACGAAUGUAGGAAGACAUGCGCAGCUCGGGCCUUGUUCUUCUAUCCAUUAAGCUUAGCGGCGGAGCAGAGCGCCGCCGCCCAACGCUGUCACAUGCAAUAUGCUCGCCCGUACGUCCCUGUUUCCGAGCUGUCCUUCUAG